Pyrus x bretschneideri (Chinese white pear) is the source of this 4359-nucleotide messenger RNA. RefSeq names its product protein SHORTAGE IN CHIASMATA 1-like. Gene Ontology annotation, biological process: resolution of meiotic recombination intermediates; reciprocal meiotic recombination. NCBI's taxonomy places the organism in Eukaryota, Viridiplantae, Streptophyta, Magnoliopsida, Rosales, Rosaceae. The record is from RefSeq and is a predicted model, not a curated record.
UAACGCGCCAAACUGUAUUCCUCUGAAACCAAACCAGUCCGUCGCGUCUCAAAAAUUUGAAGCUGAAAUGCGUACUCGCUACCUCAACAUCGACUACUUCACCGCCACUCCAACCCAAGCCCUAGAAUCCCUAACCUUCCUCCACCUCCCGAUUCUUCCCCUGUCUCCCUCCAAUCUCUCCACCGCCUUCGACGGCCUCCACCUCCUCCUCUUCGACUCCGAACUCGAAGUCUCGCUCCAAAUCGAGCAAUUGCCGAUCGGAGCUGCUCUCACGAAGUUCUUCCUCAGAAUAUCGUUCUCGAUGUCGCGGACUUCGAGCCCGGCGAUCCGUCUCCGAGUUCUAGAAAUUUCGGUUCCGGAAGCCGUGGGCUGCAGUUCUCGGAGCUCUUGCUUUGAUGUCAAAGUUGAUAGAAGUUUACGAAUUCUGAAACUGAACUUAUAUGCUAAAGUAGUUCGAAAGGAUAAUGGCAGAAGAGAUGCAGAGAAAGAUGCACACCCAUAUGAAGUGCUCCGAUUUGAAACACCAGAGUUGGAUGUGUUCUUGGAAAAUGCUUACAUUUAUGAUAAAGAGGAGCUCCCGUUUCUUUCAGAAGAAGAAAUGCUCAAUCUUACAGUGAAGUGUCCUUGGGAAGUUCAUGAGUCAGUUCAUACAGUUGAAGACUUUCAUUCAGAGUAUUCCACGGAUCAAAAGGCUUAUAUGUUUCAAGAUGAUUGUUCUUACAAGGACCAAAUGCAACUCUAUCAGAAUUUCCCUGUGUUAGAACCAAAUGAGAUAACUCUGCCAACUUUCACGGGUUUGUCUGUAGAGGGUGAACUUUCUUCUGUUUAUGAAAAUAUUGAGCCCCAGCAAUGGGAUAAAAAAGAUAAUCUGAACUGGAGAGGAGCUUUUGGGUACAAAGGAAUACGGGAUAUCAGAAUUCAGGGAGACAUCACAUAUCAAGGGGCGUCCACAGUUGCUUCUUUCCAAUCUCUAAGCCCGGUUGUUUUUGAAGAAUCUCAGAUUCUUGAUUUGGACUCAUCUCAGCAUUUUGAAGUCCUCAUUAGUACACGAACAGCAAAUGAACCAGAAACCUGUGACUGGAUGUUUAGUGGAGACAUAAACUUCAAUACUUUGAUUGUUAGUCAUGAGCUAGCCCUGGUUAAUGACACAUUCAAAUCAUUGCCCGUGCCUGUUCUCUCUGAUCAUGAAAAGAGAUCGUCAUAUGUUGUUAUGGAGGAAACACUAACUAACUUACUGCUGCUGCCCCUAUCUGCAUCAGAUAGGAUUUACUUGGAUUGGCAUUUUCUCGAGAAAGAUAAAUGUAAUUGUCAAAUUUCUUUCUCCCAUCAGAAAAUCUUGGAGGAUACAAAUUCACUGAGCACCUGUUUGAUUGGGACGACUGCUAUAAUGAUGGAAUGCAGGUGUGUGAUUUUGCUUUCUCCGAUGAUGCCUGUAGAGGAGUUUAAUACAGAAGAAACCAAAGAAUUACAGGAGUUGCCCUCUGAUGGCAUUCCUCUGCUUGCUGGUCAUCUUGGAGAUACUUCAGCUGAAUUGUCAGGCAGCACUUUUCCACAGAAGAAAAAUGGAGAGCAGAUUGAUAUAAGAGGUGCUGAGAGGGCUUCCUCACUUUUCAAGUCUAUGUCACGAUUCAAUGAUAUCGACUUUUUCUUGAAUCCCCAGAAGGCCUCUACAGGUGGAAAUAGUAAUUGUGCAGUUACCAGAGUUGCUAAUGCUACAUUUCCAAAGGUGUAUGCCCAGGGAGAGCAGUCUUAUUCUAUAUCUCCUCCAGUUGUGAACAUGAAUGAUCAGCAAUCAGAGGAACUCUUGGACAUUUUUCCUGGUCAUGAAAAGAAUGAUAUGAGAUAUAAAGAAGGUGCAGAUGAAGCAGAAGCUAGCAGUAUGCCCCUACCUAAUCUUUCUAUGUCAUCUGCAAUGGAAGCUGAGCGUUUUCAGCACAGCAUGGCGUCUUUCCCUGAGAUGGUCAUUGUUGUAAACACUCAAAAUCUUGAUAAGGAAGUGAUAGUGUCUAGAAGAAGUACUUACCAAAAAAUUCUUGCAAAGGAGAAAGAAGGGGUACAAUUAGUAGAACGUGAUUCAGAUUUACCUGUGGAUAUCAUAAUCAGUUCUGCAAUUUGUUUAGUGUGGUAUGACUCUAAAAACAUUGGACAGAAAGCAACCACUCUUGAUGAAGCUUCUUCAUACUUACUUCUGUGCAUUGAUAACAUUGCCACAAAUGUUUUGACGUUGCUGAGUUUCACUUUCAGUGGCUGCUUUAUGGUAGUUAACAAAACUAUAUUCGUAGGAGAAAACAGCUUCCUCUCCACUAUAAUGGAGUCCUCAUAUGGACUUUAUGCAGCAGCAGCGUGCCUGGGAAUUGAUUUGCAGAUUUUCAACUCUUAUUCAUCUGAGUUGACUGAUGUAAUUGUACUGAGCUGCAUGGGACAUGCCACGAAGUUGACAAGGUUUAUGUAUCCUCGAAUGCCUGAGUCGGAAAGUCUUGCAGAAUCAUUCCUUACCAAACUUCCUUCAGUAAAUGCUUUAACAGCUCAUGCAAUACUGUCUUCAGGAGGCUUGCUCAAAGAGUUUCUUGAAUCGUCCCAUGAAACCAGGGUGAGUGUACUCCAAAAAUAUCACGUUUCUGAUGAAAGUAUCACACUUAGUGCUUUAUGCAAAUAUGGUGAACCGGCAGUUUCUAAAUCAAUUAUGACAGACUGCUCCUCUUCAGUGUCCUCAACUUCCAAGCUAACUGAUUCAUGUUUGUCAAAAAGCCCCAAAAUAAUUGAUGAGUUCCGAAAGUCUAGGUUCUCUCAGAAUGACUUGUUUGAUCAAGAGGGUUUGGAUAUGGAUAUGAUGAUGUAUCCUUCUAAGGUUUUUGAGCCAUAUGAUUCUCAAAUCUCCAGAGGGCCUCAGGUAUUAAACAAGAUAAAAAGGUCCUGUUCAUCGUUGAAGGAUAAGCUGUCAGGUCAGAAACGAGGAUCAGAUAUGCCUAUCAUGAAGAAUUUUGAUUUCUAUAACAAGAAGAACGCUGAGGUUCUGCAUGAGGACCUAAAAGAGGAAGUUAUUGACCUAACAGACAUUGGAAAUGGAUCCACAAGGAGGUCUAAAGCUGCAAGAAAAUUGUCAUUUGCCUCGAGCAGUCACUGUACUUUCCCAACAGCUGCUGAAAUCAACUCAACUCCAACUGUUUGGUGUUCUGCAGAAGGCCUGAGAAAAAUUUCGCAAGUUGGAGCCAACAAUUACUCAGAUGCAGAUCUUGAACAUGAUGUUUUCCACUUAACAAACCGUAACAUGCCCUCAGAGGAGAUUUUCAUGAAGAGUUCUGGGGGAAAUCCCAAGGGAUACAUUUCCACGAGAAUGAUAUAUCACCUUAUGGAUGAACAAGGGCUACAUAUCUACGAGAAUGAUAUAUCACAUUAUGGUGGAACACCACUCUCAAAAGCUCUCCGCUCAGGCAGUUCACAGCAAAAUACUCCCUGGACAAUAGAGGUUCUGAAGAGAAUCAAGGAAAAGAGCAGGUUGCGUCAGCGUCUCCUUCCUGGUGACUUAACCGGCCCUAGUUUGGGUUAUCCAGAGAAUGUAUCGAAGGUUAGCAAGAGAAGAAGUCAGUCUAUUCUUGAUUUUUACAAGUACCAAGGUGGCAACACUCCAAGAAAAUUACCAGAAGGAAAGAGGCAGAACCGACCUUUACAAUCGUCAAGCUCACCCAAAAAUGAAAAUUACUCAGCUGCUCCUCUUACUGCGUGGACACCUCUUGACAAAAGAGCAAGACAGACGCUAUCUUUUGCAACGAAUGAUAGUGGAAACCAAACUAAGCUGGCGUGGAGUGAUGGAGCUCAUGGUGUCAGGAAAAAGUUUCAGAUUCAAACUUGAAACGGCAAGGUGUGUUGGUUCAGAGCUUAUGGUUUAGGAUCAUGGUUUUAGGUUGCUUCCCAAUUACUACAGAAAAAUGGUAUUUGUUUCUUUUUAUGUUUACCUGGCCGGAAAGUAAAAUGAUAUCUGUUUGCAUCUCUGUUUCUGAGUCAGUACUUUUGUAGCUCUGUCUGGAAGUCCCAAGUCUGUAAUUAAUAUUAAUGACAAAAUGGUUGAAAUAUAUUGGCCUCUUAUAGGUAAGAUUGAGCAUUUUCUUAAAAGCUCUUUUGAGAAAUUCGUGUCACAAACUUUUCAGUUUCAGAAAAUCAAUAAAGUUUUCUAUUAAAUCCUUUAGACAAAUAGCACAAAUGAAUGAGUAAUGCCUGUGUGAUACAAAAACUGUGUUAAUAUAAUGAAAAUGGUACAAUAUUCAUGAAAUCUCCACUCAAUUAUGAAUCCCGGAUCUUUAUCUUUCGGGGUUCCAGACUGCGGUGAUUCUGUCGAGAUUCGAAUUGGAAAAUGAUGAACAA